Molecule: messenger RNA, 495 nt
Organism: Olea europaea var. sylvestris
Lineage: Eukaryota; Viridiplantae; Streptophyta; Magnoliopsida; Lamiales; Oleaceae
Product: plant intracellular Ras-group-related LRR protein 4-like
Exons: 1
Coding region: 1-495 (164 amino acids)
Source: RefSeq, a predicted model, not a curated record
AUGAUUGAGUCCAUUAGGUGUCUGGAGUUUCUACGAGUGAGUAAAUGUGACAAACUCGUUUCUUUUUCAAUAGAUUUGGGAGAAUUGCCUUGUAUCUCAAUGUUAUGUAUAAGCAAUUGUCUUGAAUUGAGGAGUUUGCCCAAAGGAAUUGGUCGUCUUAACAACUUAAGAUAUUUGGAAUUUGGUAGAUUCUCAAAAUCGAUUGGUUACAACUCAUUCCAAGCCGCUCUUGACAAUAUCCAACAAUCCAAAUCUCUCUGCAGAUUGAAUUUAUAUGGUUGGGAACAUGAGGACUUAUUGCCAUAUCAACUUCAACAUCUUACUUCACUCGAAAGCAUAUCAUUAACUGGUUUUGGAAUUGAAGCAUUGCCAGAGUGGUUUGGGGGUCUGUCAUCUCUUUCAAGAUUAAACUUGAUGGAUUGUCAAAAGCUUAGGCAUAUGCCCUCUAAGGAAGCGAUGGAACGCCUCACCAAGCUAGAACAUUUGUGUUCUUAA